Messenger RNA from Etheostoma cragini (Arkansas darter), 1549 nucleotides. It is a transcript of the gene gnpat, whose product is annotated as glyceronephosphate O-acyltransferase. Gene Ontology annotation, biological process: ether lipid biosynthetic process. The record is from RefSeq and is a predicted model, not a curated record. NCBI's taxonomy places the organism in Eukaryota, Metazoa, Chordata, Actinopteri, Perciformes, Percidae. Gene Ontology annotation, cellular component: peroxisomal membrane; mitochondrial membrane. Gene Ontology annotation, molecular function: glycerone-phosphate O-acyltransferase activity. The coding region runs from base 182 to 1549 and encodes 455 amino acids. The transcript has 11 exons.
CGGAAAUGCCCCGGAUGUGCCAGCUUUACGGUUUACACGCCCAUGCGAAGUUGUACAAGUGCUGUUAUCAACCACAAGUAUUACAUUAAGAGGCAGGAACCGUACCAACAUAUUUGCACGUGCAACUUCUGCCGGAUGCAGCGUCUGUGUGUGUGUGUGUGUGUGUAAAGUGUGACAAAGUAUGGCAAUCAACGCGUUUUAUUCGCCCGGAGACCCCAUGCUGAAGAAGAGGGAUGACUUUGAGGACAUGUUGGAGGAGAGGAGGACCUCCAGCGACCUGAAAUACGCCCUCAGGUGUUACAACCCGGUCCUUUACAAAGGCGUGACGCCCUGCACGUCCAGCACGCUGAAGACCACGGUUCUCCAGUCCGGUCAGCUACGUUACGUCAUCAAUCAGGUUUCCAAAGAGACGGGCAAGGCGACGGAUGAUGUCAAGGAGGAGGCGUCGGCCAUCUUGGAGGAGAUGGCUCAGUGUCUGCAGCUCAGCACGGUUCGCUUCUUUGCCUUCGCACUCAGCAAGGCCUUCAAGACCUUGUUCAGGAGCAUCUGUGUCAACGAAGACGGCAUCCAGAGGCUCCAACAGGCCAUUCAGGAGCACCCGGUGGUCCUGCUACCAAGUCACCGGAGUUACAUGGACUUCCUGCUGAUGUCUUACAUCCUGUACACCUACGACGUGGCGCUGCCUGUCAUCGCUGCCGGCAUGGACUUCAUGGGGAUGAAGUUCGUUGGAGAGAUGCUGCGGAUGUCUGGAGCCUUCUUCAUCCGAAGGUCUUUUGGUGGAGACAAGCUGUACUGGGCUCUCUUCUCAGAGUACGUCAAGACCAUGCUCCGGAAUGGAUUUGCACCAGUUGAAUUUUUCCUAGAGGGGACCAGAAGCCGAACGUCUAAGUCUUUGACCCCAAAGUUAGGUUUGUUGAACAUAGUCAUGGAUCCGUUCCUUAAAGGGGAGGUGUUUGACGUCAACGUGGUCCCAGUCAGCAUCAGCUAUGAGAGGGUCCUGGAGGAGACGCUGUACGCCAGAGAGCUGCUGGGGAUUCCCAAACCCAAAGAAUCCACCUCAGGUCUGUUCAAAGCCAGGAAGAUCCUCAGUGAGGACUACGGCAGUAUCCAUGUGUACUUUGGUCAGCCUGUUUCUGUCAGAAGUUUAGCUCAGGGCAGAGUUAACCGCUGCCAGUUCAACCUGCUACCAAGACACAUACCCAUGAGGCCCGGCGAGGACAUCACCAGCUUUGUGAAUGACUCGGCCUACAGGCUGGUGCGGGCCCAGGAGGAGAACAUGGUCCUGAAGCCGUGGGUCCUAGUGGUCUCCCUGCUGCUACAGUACCACCACCAAAACCAGGCGGGGGGGCAGAACCAGGGGAUGGCACUGAGCGAGCUGACUGCACACGCUGUGUGGCUCAGAGACCUCUCCCGGCAGUACGGAGCCUUCCUCCACUGGCCCGACCACGAUCCUCCAUCAGAAGUAGUUUCCUCUAGUCUUACCCUGCAUCGAGGUCUAGUGAGGAUUUGUGAGGACAAUGUCCAGCUGGCAGUGGAACAAGUUGGUUAA